Molecule: messenger RNA, 1239 nt
Organism: Dioszegia hungarica
Lineage: Eukaryota; Fungi; Basidiomycota; Tremellomycetes; Tremellales; Bulleribasidiaceae
Exons: 4
Coding region: 1-1239 (412 amino acids)
Source: RefSeq, a predicted model, not a curated record
AUGGCCGAUGCUUCCUCCAAGUCGUCCUCAGUCAUCAAAUCGGGCGGGGACGCUAUGUCAAUUGUCAAGUCGGGCGGGGAGGUCACGGAAGGCAUCGUGAGGAUGAUCAGCGGGCCUGACCUGGUUCAAACAUCCAUUGCCAACCUCAACAAUGCUGCCGCCUUCUCGAUGGGGGCCAGUGCUUGCGCUCAAGCCGUCGAGACCCUCGCCGACACCCACAUCAAGUUGACGGACGGUCGGGAUCAACUUCGAGCCCAGACCGAGCACAUCAGGGUCAGAACCGAAGAAGUCCUCAUCAAUACCGCACCUGCCCUCACUGGGGUCUUCGCCGGCGAUCUCGACCAUGAGGUGGUCUCGGUCCGGGAGCGCUCGAUCGGUCUACUCAGGGGGAAGGUCUUUCAGGGCGACGAGUACGAGAUCUGCAAGGAGAAGGGUGCGAGGCGAUAUGUCCUGCUCGUGGCGAUUCUUGACAAUCAUGACACGGUCACUCGCCUCAAGAACAUCUAUCUCCCUCCUUCCCUCGUCGUCCCUGACCACGUCUCUCUCCAAACCAAGGUAUUCUCUACCGGUCGCGGGCAGGCCAUCUUUGAUGAGGUCGAGGAGACGAUGCAGGGGAAGCUGGAAAGACUGGUCAGGAGUGACGACACGUACAACAUAUACUUCCUCCUGGGGUCCGGCGUCCACCUCGCUCGCGAUGCAGUCUCUCGCCUCACCAUGACCCACCUCGGGCCCAUCACCUCCGCGGCCGGCGAAUUCUACGGCGACUGCAUCCGCGGUGCGAAUGGUAUGCCAAGGCACUUCCUACCCGUCGGUCUCCAGCUCCACAUCCAGCUGGGCAAGACCUCGCAGCUCGUCCCCAUUCUCAAUAUCUUGUCCAUGAGCAAGCCCGACGGGAAAGCCUUCCUCGCUCAGCGGUUUCACGACGUCCUAUUCUACGGCACCGAGGCGGAUAUCAAAAAGGCGCACGGCUGGGCGGCUUUCUUUAAGCGCCACCAAGGGGAGCCUAAACGCAAAGGGUUGAAGACGCUCGGCCUCGUCGUUGGCGUCCCGGUCGCUGCGGCCCUCUACUUCGUGACCGUACCCGCUGCGGUGGCAUGGUAUACUAUCGACAAGGGUGUUCACUGGGCCAAAGACGCUACCUACCUCUACUACCACCAUGGGGCCUACAAUCCCUCGGAAGGCGGUCGCGAGGUGUUGCAGAAGGCUUUCGGGUGGAAGGUGGCUGUUCAGAAGACCUAG